Molecule: messenger RNA, 1037 nt
Organism: Scatophagus argus
Lineage: Eukaryota; Metazoa; Chordata; Actinopteri; Scatophagidae
Gene: lyrm1
Product: LYR motif containing 1
Exons: 5
Coding region: 150-590 (146 amino acids)
Cellular component (GO): mitochondrion
Source: RefSeq, a predicted model, not a curated record
GAAUUGUAUAGACGUUGCUUCCACUUGAAAUAGGUAAAACACCUCCAACUUUAAAAACAAUGAAAAAGUAGAAACACUCGUUUAAAUUCGUGUGCUUCUUCCUUUCGCGUUGGAAGCUAGAAGCCAAAAACGUCAUCAUCAGGCGACAAAUGUGUUUCUGCUGUCCUACUGUCGAACAAGCCUCUUCACCAGAGACAGUCGGUGACUGCUAUUUUCAAGCCCCGAUGACGGCCUCCACUCGCAGGGCGGUGUUGUCACUGUAUAUGCGGGUGUUUCGCAUCGCCCGAAACUGGCAUGCACAGAGUGGGCUUAUAAGUGACACAGAUACUGAGAGAAAGUACAUACUUCAGGAGGCGCGCACUCUGUUCAGGCAGAACCAGCAGCUCACAGACCAAGAAUCAAUAAAGAGGUGUAUAGAAGAAUGUGAAGCAAGGAUAGAAAUAGGUCUGCAUUACAGGAACCCUUAUCCAAGGGCUACCUAUUUACCACCACUGGGACUGGCGACUCAGAAAGGCAGGAAGCUGCGAGCACAGCAGCGCCUGAGGAAGCAGGCCAAGCCAAUUUACUUACAGUCACAAGACGAGACCUGACGCUUGAUAUCCUUGCUCUUUGCCAACAGUUCAAGUUACCAAGGAGAGGAAACUAGAGUGCAGUCACAAGCUGGUCCCAUGGGCUGUGUUGUUAUGUACCACUCAAAGAUGCUUGAACACCCGUCAUUCAGGAAGAAGCCAUUUUUUCAUCAUAUUUUUUUUCCACCGCAAACUGCAUAUACAUGAGUUCAAACUAUAGCUGGAGUGUCAGCUUCUCUUCAGCUCAAGGUGUUCGUCACCGUGGACUAACCUGUAAUAAGAUCGAGUGGUAGUUUUUAUUUAUUUUUCUGUGUAAAAACUGUUGUAAUAAACACACUUUCUUGACAUCAAAUGGAAUCUCGUAGAGAUAAACGCUGGUGUUUGUUGUGUUAGAAUGUAAGUACACAUUAAUUUCAGAGAUGUUAUUAGCAAGUAAUUAAAGUGCUAAUAAACAUGCCUUGUGUUGUA